AUGAAAAAGAGUUUGAGAGGAGCUCAGUAUGAACAUGUUUGUCAUCUUUCCAGAUUGUCAGACUGCAGCAUAAGAGGAAAGGGAUAUGCUGCUCUGGCCACAGCUCUCAAAUCAAACCCUUCACACCUGGAGGAGCUGGACCUGAGAGGAAACGACCCCCGACAUGCUGAACUGAAGCUCCUCACUGAUUUACUGCAGGAUCCUGCCUGUAAACUCAAGAGUCUGAGGGUGUUGGGCAGUGAUACAGCAGAUGAAGCCCUGGUGUAUCUGACUUCAGUUCUGGGUGGAAACCCCUUACUGCUGACAGAGCUGGACCUGAGAGGGAAGAUACCAGGAGACUCAGGAGUGAAGCAGUUCUGUGCUCUACUGGAGGAUUCACAAUACAGAGUGGAAAAACUGAGGCUUGGUAACUGCAGUAUAACGGGAGAGGGCUGUGCUGCUCUGAUUUCUGCUCUGACAUCAAACCCAUCACACCUGAAAGAGCUACAUUUGAAUGAUAAUGUAAUUGGAGACUCUGGUUUGAAGCAGAUCUCUACUCUACUCAGGAAUCCAGAUUGUAAACUACAAAGACUGGGGCUUAAGAGCUGCAGUAUAACAGAAGCGGGCGGUACUGCUCUUGCUUCAGCUCUAUCAUCAAACCCCUCAUCACACCUGAUAGAACUGGAUCUGGAUAAUAAUAAACUAGGAGACUCUGGUGUGAAGCAGAUCUCUACUCUACUCAGGAAUCCAUGCUGUAAACUACAGACACUGGGCUUGUCAGACUGUGGUGUAACAGGAGAAGGAUAUGCUGCUCUGGCCACAGCUCUCAAAUCAAACCCUUCACACCUGGAGGAGCUGGACCUGAGGGGAAACGACCCUGGACACUCUGAAGUGAAAUUACUAACUGAUUUAGUAGAGGAUCCUACCUAUAAACUACAGAGACUAAGGCUGUUGAGUAGCGGUGCAGCAGAUGUAGCCCUUGUGUAUCUGACUGCAGUUCUGGGUGGAAAUCCCUUACUGCUGACAGAACUGGACCUGAGAGGGAAGAUAUCAGGAGAUUCAGGAGUGAAGCAGCUCUGUGCUCUACUGGAGGAUCCACACUGCAGAUUCAAGAAAGUCAACCUCUGA
Molecule: messenger RNA, 1107 nt
Organism: Engraulis encrasicolus (European anchovy)
Lineage: Eukaryota; Metazoa; Chordata; Actinopteri; Clupeiformes; Engraulidae
Product: ribonuclease inhibitor-like
Exons: 8
Coding region: 1-1107 (368 amino acids)
Cellular component (GO): cytoplasm
Molecular function (GO): protein binding
Source: RefSeq, a predicted model, not a curated record